Dentiscutata erythropus is the source of this 1736-nucleotide messenger RNA. The record is from the annotation of a GenBank genome assembly. NCBI's taxonomy places the organism in Eukaryota, Fungi, Glomeromycota, Glomeromycetes, Diversisporales, Gigasporaceae.
AUGGAUAAUCUUGUUGUGACCAUUAAGAAAUUACGUAUUCAGAUCCAGAAAAAUGAAGAUUACAUUACUUACCUGGAGAAAGAAAUCACUACAAGGGAUAAUGAGAUCGAUAUUCUCCGGACGCAAGUAAAUGAUCUCAAAAUAAGACUCCGGAAAGCAGAGGCAGAUGCUCAGUCCAAUGACAAAAAUAUAUCUGUCCUCGAGCUCCAAUUGGAAGAAAUGGGUGAAGAUAUUUCGUUGCUUCAACAUAGACUUCAAAAAAUAAAAGAAGGGAUGUCAUUAACCACCCCAGGUACAUCGGCUAGUGUUUUUACAUUAUUAAAUGAAACAAGAAAUAAUAUUAGGAUUUUAUUUGAUUCUGUCAGAGGUGAAAAUGAUCUGUUAAAUGGCGAAAUUGAUAAUUUGCAGACCCAGACCGAAUUGAAACUCACUCAAAUUCAAAACAAGUGCCACAUAUAUGAGCGUGAAAAUAAUCAGCUCCAAGAAGGGUUGGCUCAAGAAUAUGAGGAUGAAGUGGGGCGUCUUCAAACAACUAUAAAUGAGCAGAGGGAUCGAAUAGAUGAAUUGGGCAACGAAGCUCGAAAUUGGUAUCAAAGGGCCAAUCAGUUGCAAGGUCGCUAUGAUACAGUUCUUAAUGAAAGAGAUCGAUACAGAACGGAGUGCUUCCAACAAGAAGAAACUCUUAGGGGGAUCCACGAAAAUAUGGCCCAUGAAGGUGCAGAUCAAUUGGAUUUGGAAGAUGAGAACGCCAAUUUAAAAGAAGACUUGCGCAUAGCUGGUUUAAUAAUUAUUGCUCUACGAGUUAGACGCCUAAUUCUUAUAAAUAGGGGGUAUGCAUUAUGGCAAGAGGCUAAUAAUAGAGCACGGCGUUACAGACGCAGGUACACUCUUACCAAUUCGCAUAACCUUUAUGGGCGUCUGACUAUUCGGGCUCAAAAUAGGCGCAAUGUAGAACUGCUGAGAGAGAAAUUUGCUUUCCAGCUAUUGAUUCAGCGAUACAAUAGACGAUUAAUAACUUGUCAUAACCAUGUUUCAGCUUUAAUUACCCCCGAAGAAGUAGAUAGAAAAAUUCAAACAGCGGUUGCUUUAUUAGAGAAUCAAAAGAGUGAAUCCAACAAAAUACGUUCCGAUCCAAAUUUAUACUUGAAUAGUAUGGAUUCUGAUCCUUCCUUUUUUCAGAAUCUUAUGAAUAUAAUGAAGGAUAUUUCUAAUCACCUCUCUAACCACGAAAUAACCGCUUCUGGCAAGGGAAAAAAGAAUAACUCUUCAAGUAGUGAUGACAUGGAUGCAAUUACAAAAGGUAUGGCAGAAUUAUCAUUAAAUGUGGCUAAAAUCAAAAAAUCUCUACGUAGAUGUUCAUAUUGUCAUAAGACGGGUCACACUUCCCGCACUUGCCCUAAAAGAAAAAAGAGCAAAAGAAAAGCUCGCGUACACCAUAUUAGUAAAAAUGAUAACUCAGAAUCCGACAGUGAUUGCUCUGAUAGUGAAUCUGGAACAGAGUCCGAUUCUGGAGAGUCAUCAGGUGAAUCCGAUCAUAGUAUUGAUGUUAAAAAAGAGAAAACAAAAUUUCAGGUUCCCCAAUUCAAGUCCCGCAAGGAAAACCAAAGCAAGCAAACAACUUUAGAACAGACUAUUCGUAAGAUUAUUCGAAGUGAACUUAAAGAAAUCAUACCACCAUAUCUAUUACAGAGCUUUGAACCUAAAUUUAGUUCCAUAAAACCCGCCCACGCAGAAAA